GAACGCAGCAGAGUGUAGCGUUGUCAGUGAGGCUAACAGACGGCACUGGAGAUGCUAGCGUGACCCCAUCCAACAAGUAACGUUAUUACUUCAUCCGACUGCUAUAUUAUUUGCAUCCUUUAGAUCAAAUGAAAAUGUUGGCUUGUAUCCUGCAGUACUUCUACACCUCCUUUUUGAGAUACUGGCUAAAGUGGUUCCUCAGACAAGCUACAGGAAAAUGUGAACUACAGAGAAUAUGCUCUGGGUACAAACCGGGGGCAACAAGAACAUCAAAAGCAGAGUAUUCUCUACAGUCCUCAAAGAGCAAGGUUCUAAGAAAUGCUUUGACAGCCACCAGGGACGACUUGCCCCAGUGUGUGGGUCAAAUAAUGCAAGAGAAGAACAUUAAACCACAGAAAGAUCCUUUGUUCAAGGACAGCCUCCAGAGUUGUUUAUUACAGAUUACAGGAUACAACCAACUGUAUGUAGAAGUGGAAGAGUUGAGGAAACAGGUUUUCAGCUCUGAUAACCCGGAUCAUGAGUCCAAGCUGCUUAAGCUGUGGGACCUGCUGAUGCCUUCAGUCAAACUGGAUUCGAGGAUCACGAAACAGUGGGGAGACAUUGGAUUCCAGGGAGACGACCCCAAGACUGACUUCAGAGGAAUGGGUCUACUCGGACUUAUCAACCUUGUAUUUUUCAGUGAAAACUACACGGAGGAAGCUCGUCAGGUUUUGUCUCAUGCAAACCAUCCUAAACUUGGGUACUCUUAUGCCAUUGUGGGAAUCAACCUAACAGAGAUGGCCUAUAGUCUUCUGAAGAGUGGCACGCUGAAGCCUCAUUUUUAUAACACAGUCCUGGGUUCACCUGAACUGCAGCAUUUCCAUCAGCUUUACUGUUACCUGGCCUAUGAGUUUGACAAGUUCUGGCUAUCAGAGGAACCAGAGAGCAUCAUGUUGUUCAAUGAGUACAGAGAAAAAUUCCACAAAAAAGUCCAGCUCCAUCUGGAAGACCCUGAUGUGUGCCUCACAUUAAGAGUGCAGAACUAAUUAAACCAACGUCUCUCUUUGACCUUUGACACUGGAAUGACACUGCUGCUGCUAAAAUCUGCCAUGUAAAGUGGUACCUGAUUUGACAAAUCCAGUACUUCCUGUGAUGAGAACAGUGACAGAAGAGGACUGAAAUAAAGUCGGUUGGUUGCAUCUUUUUGUGUGUAACCACCUAAACUUAACUUGUUAAUGAACAUUUUCUGAAAAACACCACAUGUAACUAGUAUUUAUACUGUUUGUGUGUUUCACCCAUGGAAGACCUUUUGCAUGAUUUUGCUGUUUGCAAAAUAUAUGAAACCAUUAACACAAUGUGUGACCAAAUAUUGUAACGUCAUGUUGGUAUAAUAAGUUAAUUAAAUUUGUAC
This is a messenger RNA of Periophthalmus magnuspinnatus, 1390 nucleotides long. RefSeq names its product ELMO/CED-12 domain containing 2 (gene elmod2). The transcript is spliced from 9 exons. Lineage: Eukaryota; Metazoa; Chordata; Actinopteri; Gobiiformes; Gobiidae. Gene Ontology annotation, molecular function: GTPase activator activity. The record is from RefSeq and is a predicted model, not a curated record. Gene Ontology annotation, cellular component: membrane. Bases 129 to 1025 code for a protein of 298 amino acids.